CCACAGAUGUGGAUGUCAGAUUUACAAAUCGGCCAAUGUCAAAAAAAAUGACCCGCUCUCUUUGAUGACGCAACGUCCGUGCCGCUUGAACCGACGCGCCGGUUUGGAGGUGUCCUGAAAAGGGAAGAUUUUGCACGUUUGAGGACUCAGCCCGACGUGAGUAAUUUACGGAGCCAUUUUUACAAACUUUGAACUAUUUGACUUUUUCUUUGCCUUGUUGUUGUUCUUUUGCAACAGAACUGAGAACACGAUGAUGUCCGAUGUUGCGACGUCGGCGAUCACGCACUGGUUUCUUUUUGUCUCAGCACAAAUACCUUUUUUAAAAAAAAAACGGUCAUUUUAUGAAUGGAGUCGGGCUGCAAAUGCAAUCAGUGCCAUUGAGGAGCCGCCCAAUCCAAAAAAAACAACAACAUUAAGGAUAGUGAGGAAUUCUUUCGGCAUUGCGUUUGAUUUUCUGCAGCCGGUCUCGCCAUCGUCAUCAUCCUCCUCAUCAACAUCAUGUCGCUGCCGGUCCCGACCAGCAACGUGACCAACAAGCGAGACGCCAAGUCCAUCAAGUCGCGCGUGUUCAUCGGCAACCUGAACACGACGCUGGUGAGCAAGCGCGACGUGGAGUCCGUCUUCUCCGAGUACGGCCGCGUGACGGGCUGCUCCGUGCACAAGGGCUACGCCUUCGUGCAGUACGCCAACCGGGGCCACGCCCUCGCCGCCGUCGCCGGCCACGACGGACGCGUCCUGGCCGGCCAAACUCUCGACAUCAACAUGGCCGGAGAGCCCAAAGUCAAAGCAGAUAAAGCCACCAAGCGACCGAUCGCUCCACACUACCACCUAGGCUGCCAUCACUUGAACCAAGACUUGUACGACAGGUUGUUUGACUUCCACCGUCGGGCGUCACCACUCACCUCCGGCGUGGUGCCCGUCAAGUGGCCGCGCGUGUCGCCCCCUGUCGUCCGGAGGCUGUCGUCUCUUCCUGCUCAACUCUUGCCGCAGGACUGCGACGCCCUCCGUGCCGGAGCAACAGAGGGAGUGGUUCCACUGCAGGUCAUCAAGUCGCAGUUGACGCAAAUAAAAGCAAACAUUGAUGCUCUGCUGGGCCGCCUGGAGCACAUCACGCAACACGCACGCGCCACAGAUACAGUGCAAGAAGAGCGGACGAGGUCACGGCAACGAGGCGGCAACGAGGCCCACGAGGAAGAAGAACGGGAAGGCGAGAAGGAGGAAGGCCGCGGCGAAGGCAAGGACGACCGCGACCGCGCUCUGACGGAAUGUGUCGUCGUGGAUCAGCUCGCCAACAGAAAAUUGGUGGUUUGACCCGCCCUCUCCUUCUCCCAAGUGUUGAUUUGUUUGUGUAAAUAAAGUU
This is a messenger RNA of Hippocampus comes (tiger tail seahorse), 1360 nucleotides long. RefSeq names its product RALY heterogeneous nuclear ribonucleoprotein (gene raly). Gene Ontology annotation, cellular component: nucleus. Gene Ontology annotation, molecular function: RNA binding. Lineage: Eukaryota; Metazoa; Chordata; Actinopteri; Syngnathiformes; Syngnathidae. The coding region runs from base 499 to 1311 and encodes 270 amino acids. The record is from RefSeq and is a predicted model, not a curated record. The transcript is spliced from 5 exons.